Molecule: messenger RNA, 1279 nt
Organism: Brachypodium distachyon (stiff brome)
Lineage: Eukaryota; Viridiplantae; Streptophyta; Magnoliopsida; Poales; Poaceae
Product: carbonic anhydrase, chloroplastic
Exons: 9
Coding region: 240-995 (251 amino acids)
Biological process (GO): carbon utilization
Molecular function (GO): zinc ion binding; carbonate dehydratase activity
Source: RefSeq, a predicted model, not a curated record
CACUCGCACAAUGUCGACCGCCGCGGCCAACUGGUGCUACGCAACCGUCGCGCCCCGCGCUAAGAGCGUCGUCGUCGCCAGCCUCGGCACCCCGGCCCCGUCCUCUUCCGGCAGCUUCCGGCCCAGGCUCAUCAGGAACGCCCCCGUCCAGGCCGCGCCCGUCGCGCCCGCAUUGUAAUCCGGGAGACCAACCCAAAGGUCAAAAAGUUAGAGGGGGCGAUACGAGCGGGGAGGAGAAGAUGAGCGGUUGCCUGUGCCUCCCCUGCUGCUAUAAGAAGUCCCCCCCGGGCAACGGGGAGAGCCCAGCAGCGAUAGAUUCUUCCUCCUCGUCACUCCUCCAGAAGCCCACCUACCCUCCACCACCUCCUCCACCCUCCAGCAGCAAGAUGGACGCCGCCGUGGAGCGCCUCAAGACCGGGUUCGAGAAGUUCAAGACCGAGGUCUACGACAAGAAGCCGGAUGUCUUCGAGCCGCUCAAGGCCGGCCAGGCCCCCAAGUACAUGGUGUUCGCCUGCGCCGACUCACGUGUGUGCCCGUCGGUGACCCUGGGCCUGGAGCCCGGUGAGGCCUUCACCGUCCGCAACAUCGCCAACAUGGUCCCGUCCUACUGCAAGAACAAGUACGCCGGUGUUGGGUCGGCCAUCGAGUACGCCGUGUGUGCCCUCAAGGUUGAGGUCAUCGUGGUGAUUGGCCACAGCCGCUGCGGUGGAAUCAAGGCACUCCUCUCGCUCAAGGAUGGUGCAGAUGACAGCUUCCACUUCGUCGAGGACUGGGUCAGGAUCGGGUUCCCGGCCAAGAAGAAGGUGCAGACCGAGUGCGCCUCCAUGCCUUUCGAUGACCAAUGCGCCGUCUUGGAAAAGGAGGCCGUGAACGUGUCCCUCGAGAACCUCAAGACCUACCCGUUCGUCAAGGAAGGCGUCGCCAACGGAACCCUCAAGCUCGUGGGCGGCCACUACGACUUCGUCUCCGGCAAGUUCGACACAUGGGAGCUCUAAGUCCUCUCAUCCGGUUAACUCCUAUACAUACAACGUAUACUUAUACAUACAGAUAUGGAGAUGACCCUACAGAUCGAUCCAUUGAUGUGGAUGCGAUGCCAUGGAGUAUAUGUACUCGCUAUUUUCCAGUACUGCAUGCCGGAUGGCUCGAUGUGAAUUUGUAAUAAGCAAUAGAAGUUUCUACCAUUUUCUGACGUGGGGUUGUACUUGUGAUGCGUAAUUUGGUCAUCUUGUGACCAAAAGACAUCAACUAUAUAAUUAUAAUACCAUUUUCAUCAAGACUC